Molecule: messenger RNA, 1161 nt
Organism: Asparagus officinalis (garden asparagus)
Lineage: Eukaryota; Viridiplantae; Streptophyta; Magnoliopsida; Asparagales; Asparagaceae
Product: chlorophyllase-2, chloroplastic
Exons: 2
Coding region: 47-1018 (323 amino acids)
Biological process (GO): chlorophyll catabolic process
Molecular function (GO): chlorophyllase activity
Source: RefSeq, a predicted model, not a curated record
CAAAACGACACCAAAAAGAAAAGGGCUAGAGAGAAAAAAUUGGACCAUGAAAUCUACUUGCAAUGUGUUUGACCUUGGCAGACACACUGUUGAGUUCCUGAUAAUUGAGACUGAAGCUGAGAAAAGUAGUUGUAGCUCUUCUUCUUCUUCUUCUUCUUCUUCUUCUUCUUCAACUUCAAUUUCAUACUUGAGACCUCCAAAGCCAUUACUAGUUGCAGCUCCAAGUGAUGGAGGAGAGUUUGAGUUCCCUGUGGUUAUAUUGCUCCAUGGAUAUCUACUCAACAAUUUCUUCUACUCUCAGCUCAUGAAACAUGUGUCUUCUCAUGGUUUUAUUGUUAUAGCUCCUCAGUUAUACUCAAUAGCAGGCCCAGACUGUGAAGAAGAAAUCAAUUCAGUAGCAAAACUAACAGACUGGCUCAUCAACAAUCUGACUCAAGCUCUCAAAGGCAUCAAACCAAACCUAGCCAAGCUCGCGAUCUCUGGCCACAGCCGCGGUGGAAAAGUCGCUUUUGCCCUCGCCUUAUCUCCCGCCAAAACCAAGCUCAAAUUCUCAGCACUCAUCACCAUCGAUCCUGUCGAUGGAAUGGACAAAGGAAAGCAAACAAACCCACCAAUCCUCACCUACAUCCCUCACUCUUUCGAUCUUCAAAUAGCGACGCUGGUGAUUGGUUCGGGGCUCGGGGGCUUGAAGAAGAAUGUGGUGUUUCCUCCUUGUGCGCCAAAGGGAGUGAGCCAUGAGGAUUUCUUCGAGGAGUGUUGUGCUCCUUCAUGGCAUUUUGUUGGGGAGGAGUAUGGGCACUUGGAUGUGUUGGAUGAUGAGACUAAGGGACUUAGAGGGAAAUUAUCUUAUUGUUUGUGUAAGAAUGGGAAGGAGAGAAGGGCAAUGAGGGAGUUUGUGGGUGGAGUUAUGGUUGCAUUCUUGAGAGGGUAUUUGGAUGGUGAGAUGAAGGAUUUGGAGGCUAUUAGGGAAAAUCCAAAGCUUGUACCAAUCGAGUAUUCAGUUGAUAGUUUUGUUUAAAUAGGGUAUAGUCAAUAGGCUUUUGGUAGAACUAAUGUUUGCUUCUGUGUAUGAUUUAUAAAUCUACACAUAUACAUCUCUUUUGUAGAAGACAUUUAAACUAGUAUUAGCACAUAUAUCACAAAUUUUCAGCUAAUAAUUGU